This is a messenger RNA of Lecanosticta acicola, 532 nucleotides long. Lineage: Eukaryota; Fungi; Ascomycota; Dothideomycetes; Mycosphaerellales; Mycosphaerellaceae. The record is from the annotation of a GenBank genome assembly.
AUGCGCACCACCACCGUCCUCGCCACCGCGGCCUCUCUGUUCUGCGCCGUCGACGCCCGCAUCAGCGGCUUCGCAGUUCCCUCUAUCGUCAAACCCGGCGACACCCAGGUCGAAAUUGUCAUCACCACGGAAGGAUACAUCCAAUCCGUCGAAGACGUCGCCAUUGCGUUUGGCAUUUCCCCCGCAAACGCCUCAUCCCCUGGAACUCUUGGGCCGGAUCUUUUGACUUCGAAGUUCCUCGGACCAAGUGAGUGCAUCGAAGAAGAACAACGUCACAGAGAGAGAGAGAGAGAAAAAGGAAAGUGCCGGAUGCUGAUUGUUUGUAGGCCUUUCGAACACGAACGAGAAUAUCACGCACUAUGUCUCUAUACCUACGGAUAUCGCAGAGGGACCUGCGGUUUUGCAGGCGGCGUUGUUCUCGCUCUAUGGAGUUUCCUUGGGUCCUACUAUUUCAAGCUACACUGCCAACGUUACUGUCGGGGAUGCUACUUCGACCGACUACGUUGCUAGUACAUCCGUCACCCAGCAGUAG